GUGAUGCAAUGUGAAGGUGGUGUCACGCUGAGUCACUGCUACAACAUCCAGUAGCGAAACCUGUGAAGCAAGUGUAUAAUUGUUUACAUGAUGCCAGUGAAUGUAUUACUCCUCAUGCACUGCAAACGCACAUAAAGACGUGAAGUGAAUACCCCAAAAGUUUAUUAUGUCGGAAUCUUGACGCGUGCGCGCGCAGUAGUAAAUUCUUGACGUCCGAAUUGCAGCCACGGAGCAAGGAUGUCUGUGAAGAUGACACGCUACCGUGCUGCAGAGUUUGUGGACGAGGACACAAGUUCUAUGGGGAGCAUCCAUAUGGCGGCAGGUAGCAAUAAUUCGCCAUCAUCCAUCCAUAUUCGCUAUCACGCGGCGCGCCAGAGUGUGUGGAGUGUGCUAUGGCGUUCGCGUAGCCAGCUCGAGCGCUGGCUUCUCCUAAGCGGCAGUGCGAUGCUAAUAGCGUUCCUGACCAUUCUUGUAUGUAUAACUCGUCGGGACGCAUCACCACGUGUACUGCACGUAGAGCCACCGUCAGGACCGUGUCUCUCUGCUAAUUGUAUUCACGCGGCUAGUGCCAUAUUACGCGCAAUGGAUCUCGCUGCCGAUCCCUGUGAUGACUUUUACGGUUACGCGUGCGCUCAGUGGAUCAGGCGCAACCCUAUUCCUGAUGGAAAGAGCAUUUGGGGCACAUUCGGCGUUCUUGAGCAACAAAACCAGCUGGUGCUGAAAAACGCCCUGGAGCGUCCCGAGGACCAACUAGCGUCGAAAGCGGAACGCAAGGCAAAGCUCUACUAUAAGUCAUGUUUAGACGAGGACGAGACUAUGGAGAAACGCGGAGCGGAACCCUUGCAGCGCCUAAUCCGCCUGGUGGGUGGCUGGAAUGUAACAGCAAGUGGUUGGAACGCAAGCAUGUGGACUUUGCAGCGAAGCUUACAGAUCUUACAGAAUCGUUAUAACAUGGGCGGCCUAUUUGGUUGGGCUGUGGGAGAGGACGACCGCAACAGCUCACGUCAUAUUAUUCAGAUUGAUCAAGGUGGUUUAGCUUUGCCCACACGCGAUAACUACCUUAACCGCACAACCCACGAGCGUGUUCUGACAGCCUAUCUAGAUUACAUGGUGCGCGUGGCUGUGCUACUUGGGGGCGAUGAGAUUGAUGCAAAGCUGCAAAUGUCACAGGUGAUCGAAUUUGAGACUCGUUUGGCGGAGAUAACAGUACCACAAGAGGAUCGUCGUGAUGAGGAAACGAUAUAUCACCAAAUGACCCUAGCGGAGCUACAAGCACGCGCACCUUUUUUAGAUUGGCGGAGUCACUUCGAAGAUGCCUUGCGUCUCGUGAAGCGUAAAGUUACAGAGAAAGAGCAUGUGGUUGUGUAUGCGCCUGAAUAUCUGGAAAAACUUAGUCACCUCGUAUCAAACUAUAGCGCCACGUUAAAAGGAAAAGUGAUUCUUAACAAUUACCUUGUUUGGCAAACUGUGCGCUCCUUCACGUCUUGUCUCAGCAAAGCAUUUCGCGAUGCAUAUAAGGGUCUCCGAAAAGCUUUGAUUGGUUCCGAAGGAGGCGAAGAACCUUGGCGCUAUUGUAUAACUGACACUACGAACGUAAUCGGUUUUGCGAUGGGUGCCAUGUUUGUUCGUGAAGUUUUCCACGGCGAGGCAAAGCCACAGGCUGAGCAAAUGAUUGAAACAGUGAGGAAGGCGUUCAAGAACAAUUUUGGUCGACUAGGUUGGAUGGAUGAACGAACACGUGUAUUGGCACGUGCAAAGGCAGAUGCUAUUACAGACAUGAUCGGUUUUCCCGAUUACAUUCUCGAUCCCGAUGCAUUGGACACCAAGUACCGUGACUUAGACAUAGACGGCAGCAAGUAUUUCGAGAACAACCUCCGCGUAAACAUGUACAACCUCAAACGUAACCUCGAGAAAUUGGAUCAACCUGUCAAUAAGACACGCUGGGGCAUGACGCCAUCCACAGUUAAUGCUUACUACACACCCACGAAGAAUCAGAUUGUAUUUCCCGCAGGAAUUUUACAACCACCCUUUUUUGAUGUGAACAAUCCACGCAGUUUAAACUAUGGCGCUAUGGGUGUCGUUAUGGGUCACGAGCUCACGCACGCUUUUGAUGAUCAGGGCCGUGAAUAUGACAAGGAUGGUAAUUUACAUCAAUGGUGGGCCAACGAGACCAUUGAACGCUUCAAGGAGCGCGCAGAAUGUAUGCGUAGACAGUAUGCAUCUUAUCGUGUGUCGGGACGUGCUCUCAAUGGUCGCCAAACACUAGGAGAAAACAUUGCUGAUAAUGGCGGCCUCAGAGCAGCUUACCACGCUUUUAUGUCACAACCGGAAGAGCGCCUGGCGCUUCCAGGACUCAAUCUUACCCAACGUCAGCUCUUUUUUGUUGCAUUUGCUCAGGUGUGGUGUUCUGCUGUAACAGAUGAGACAGUUCAUCUCCAGAUUGAAAAGGACCCUCAUUCCCCACCACGCUUCCGCGUAAUAGGGCCUCUGGCAAACAUGCCCGAGUUCGCUGCAGAGUUCUCAUGUCCACUGGGCAGUCCCAUGAACCCAGCGCACAAGUGCCAGGUGUGGUAAACUUAUCGGCAGAUAAAAAUUUAUUGUAUCUAUAAUGUAACACUGUGAUAAGGUUAGUAUGAGUAAAGGUAUAUGACUCAGUUUGACUUCCAAGCAUUCAAACUUAAAAAAUGUUUCUUUCUGUUCCACACUAUUUCCAAUUUCCCAGAAAAAUACCACAUUGGGCUAAGAAAAAAUCUAGCAGUGUGUCUUUAAAAAUAUACGUCACAUAGACACCAGUGUAUGAAAGAAUGUAUAAGUGAGUGGUAAUGUAUUCGUUUCUGCGCAAAUUAGGCAGAACUUUUAACUAUUUUCUAUUAAUAUACAACUUGAUAUACAGUGUUCGAUGUUUUUAAAUUAUAUGGAAAUGAGACACGUGUGUUGUUAACCGAUGACACCCCCAAAAAUUUGUACACGCUUUGCCAAAAAAUUUAACGAGUAAAGUGUAAAACAAAAUUCUUCUGGAAGUGCGAAAAUUUUGUGUAAGAACUGAAAAGUGACAUUAGACGCCAUUUUAUUGUACCGUACAAGACAAAAAUCUUCAAUAAGAGAUUAAGUUUAGAUUAGAUUAUUUAUUCCACUCAGUGUUUAGUGUAGGCCAACCCUUUUCCUUCGGCCAUCGCUGUUUUCGCAUUGAUACUCACCUGAAGGACUAAACUAUGGAAACUUCUUCCAUCGGUUGCAACUUUUAAGUUAUUCGCAUUAAUUUUUCCCGAAAUCUACUUGACAUUCCUAACUACCGCCUGGAAAGCUGGAAUAUAUUAGAUCAUGAUUUUCUGAUAUUUUUAGUUCGAGGUAUAUUUUUUCUUUGAUCGAAGAUUAUAAAUAGACUAAUUUACAUUUUCCAGCAACUUCUUUACCAGUUGAACGCUAAUGGGAAUGACCACACAUAUGUAUAAUCAAGUUUAAGUCUGUAGCUGAAACACAGCCUAUCGCAAGGCCCAUUGAUGCCUGGUGCCACCAGCGGUAAGUCGGAGAAGUUGAAUCUCACUUUUAUAG
Molecule: messenger RNA, 3552 nt
Organism: Phlebotomus argentipes
Lineage: Eukaryota; Metazoa; Arthropoda; Insecta; Diptera; Psychodidae
Gene: Nep3
Product: endothelin-converting enzyme homolog
Exons: 9
Coding region: 238-2574 (778 amino acids)
Biological process (GO): protein processing
Cellular component (GO): plasma membrane
Molecular function (GO): metalloendopeptidase activity
Source: RefSeq, a predicted model, not a curated record